Molecule: messenger RNA, 1229 nt
Organism: Pocillopora verrucosa
Lineage: Eukaryota; Metazoa; Cnidaria; Anthozoa; Scleractinia; Pocilloporidae
Source: RefSeq, a predicted model, not a curated record
GACGAGGACGAGGACGAGGACGAGAAAGUGAUUUCAAGUCUAUACUUGUGUUACAAAAUGUUCAUUGCCCCCGUUUAUGAUUUGCUUGAUGAGCCUGAAGUAAUUAUUGUUCCUGACCGCAGGUUGUACAAAGUUCCCUUUGCUGCCCUGAGUGAAAAGGAGGGAGCCGAAUACUUGUCAGAGACUCAUAAGAUCCGUAUCAUUCCUUCGUUGACAACACUCAAGAACAUUCAAGAUAGUCCAGAGGACUAUCACAGCAACACUGGUGCCUUGGUAAUAGGCAAUCCCAAGGUUAAUUGGCUGCAACCAUUGCCAGCUGCAAGAAAGGAAGCGGAGAUGGUCGGACGACUGGUGGGUGUUCCGCCUCUAGUUGAAGAGAAAGCAACGAAGCAGGCGGUACUUGAGCGGAUAAGUUCAGUGAGCUUGAUACAUUUUGCUGCCCAUGGUGACGCGGAAAGAGGGGAAAUUGCACUCUCCCCCAUUCCUACUCCCAACAGUCAAAACGCUACCCCACCGAAGGAAGCUUACAUGUUGACGAUGGCUGAUGUCUCACGAGUGAAAGUCAGAGCUAAACUGGUGGUACUUAGCUGCUGUCACAGUGGAAGUGGAGAGAUAAGAGCCGAGGGAGUUAUAGGAAUUGCCCGUGCGUUCUUAGGAUCCGGUGCUCGCUCGGUGUUGGUUGCGCUGUGGGCCAUUCCAGACUCAGCAACAGAGCAGCUGAUGAGUCGGUUCUACGAACACCUCAUUGAAGGUGGAAGUGCCAGUGAAUCCCUUCAUCAGGCCAUGAAGUGGAUGAGAAAAAAACCCUUGAACAAAAUCUCUGAGUGGGCUUCGUUUACGCUGAUUGGAGAUGAUGUGAGACUCGAGUUUGACAACCAGCGGCAAGACUCGGUGAGAACAGGAAAAAAGACCCCGAUAGAGUAAAUAAUGACAAGUACUCGAAGGGAACAGAGUUAAAAGACUUUUAGAUGGAUAAAUUAAAUAGAAAUAAGUAGAGAAAAUACUCUAUCCAGUAUUUCAUCGACAUUAAAAAAAAAGAGCUAUCCCAGGUUAGGGGAGAUUUAUUCCAAUUUUUGCUGCUUUCUUUUCUAAUAUUCUCAGGAGGAGGUAAUGGUUAUGUACUCAACAAUUUUUUGUUUUUCACGCAAAAAUUAUAUUCUAAUAUAAUAGACACGAAACAAUGUUGACCUACGUAAGGCUUUUGAGUAAAACGAAUUCAGUAAAGUUAA